This is a messenger RNA of Protopolystoma xenopodis, 369 nucleotides long. The record is from the annotation of a GenBank genome assembly. Lineage: Eukaryota; Metazoa; Platyhelminthes; Monogenea; Polystomatidea; Polystomatidae.
AUGUUGUGUCAACUGGAGAGUGAGGCAGCCGCAGCAGCCAAAGCCAACGACCUGGCACUACUGGCCAAGGAACGCGAACGCCAGGCCCAGUUGGCCGCACAAGCAGCCGUUCAGGCUGAAUGGGACAAGCGCGAUCGUGAUUUAGCCUUCAGAAUCGCUGGCGGCGACUUCUCAGCCGUUGACGAAGGUAUUAACUCAACGACCACAGCCGCCUUAGGAGCCUCUAAUCGCAGUUCAAGCGGUCCCUCUGGCAAGUACGCCUAUCUCAAAAGCUGGCCAUACACUAAGCUCCGUGAGACCAUCAAUACAUCAUGUGGUGAGCUUAUUCUGAUUUAUCAUUAUCUCGUUGGAAUAUAUCUUGCCUCUUAA